Molecule: messenger RNA, 2561 nt
Organism: Vicugna pacos (alpaca)
Lineage: Eukaryota; Metazoa; Chordata; Mammalia; Artiodactyla; Camelidae
Gene: MAPKAPK3
Product: MAPK activated protein kinase 3
Biological process (GO): protein phosphorylation
Molecular function (GO): protein kinase activity; ATP binding
Source: RefSeq, a predicted model, not a curated record
CGGCUCCCGCGACCGCCGCCCCUGCCCGUCAACGGCGCCGCAGCCAGGUGCACCGCCGUCAGGUGCCCUGGACGCGCCAGGCUGGGGCCGCCGCCUCCGAGCGCCCCGCAGGGGCCAUGGAUGUCGAGACAGCAGAGGAACAGGGGGGCCCUGUACCCGCGCCAGCCGCACCCGGCGGACCUUGCCCAGCCGGCGCUCCUGCCCUCGGCGGGCGGCGCGAGCCCAAGAAGCACGCAGUGACAGAUGACUACCAGUUGUCCAAGCAGGUGCUGGGCUUGGGUGUGAAUGGCAAGGUGCUGGAAUGCUUCCACAGGCGCUCUGGGCAGAAGUGUGCCCUGAAGCUCCUUUACGACAGCCCCAAGGCCCGGCAGGAGGUGGAGCACCACUGGCAGGCCUCGGGCGGCCCCCACAUCGUGCGCAUCCUGGACGUGUAUGAGAACAUGCAUCACAACAAGCGCUGUCUCCUCAUCGUCAUGGAAUGCAUGGAAGGUGGUGAGUUGUUCAGCAGGAUUCAGGAGCGUGGUGACCAGGCUUUCACUGAGAGAGAAGCCGCAGAGAUCAUGCGGGAUAUUGGCACUGCCAUCCAGUUCCUGCACAGCCAGAACAUCGCCCACCGAGAUGUCAAGCCUGAAAACCUGCUCUACACGUCCAAGGAGAAAGAUGCGGUACUCAAGCUCACUGACUUUGGCUUUGCCAAGGAGACCACCCAAAAUGCUCUGCAGACUCCCUGCUACACUCCCUAUUAUGUGGCUCCUGAGGUCCUGGGUCCAGAAAAGUAUGACAAGUCAUGUGACAUGUGGUCCCUGGGUGUCAUCAUGUACAUCCUCCUGUGCGGCUUCCCGCCCUUCUACUCCAACACUGGCCAGGCCAUCUCCCCAGGGAUGAAGAGAAGGAUCCGCCUCGGCCAGUAUGGCUUCCCCAAUCCUGAGUGGUCAGAAGUCUCUGAAGAUGCCAAGCAACUGAUCCGCCUCCUGUUGAAGACAGACCCCACAGAGAGGCUGACCAUCACACAGUUCAUGAACCAUCCAUGGAUCAACCAAUCAAUGGUGGUGCCACAGACUCCACUCCAUACGGCCCGGGUGCUGCAGGAGGACAGAGACCACUGGGAUGAAGUCAAGGAGGAAAUGACCAGCGCCCUGGCGACCAUGCGUGUGGACUACGACCAGGUGAAGAUUAAGGACCUGAAGACCUCUAACAACCGGCUCCUCAACAAGAGGAGGAAGAAGCAGGCAGGCGGCUCCUCGGCCUCGCAGGGCUGCAGUAAUCAGUAGCUCAUGGGGUCAUGGAGGAGCAGGGCCUCUCAGUCUGGAAGACACAGUGGAGUGUGCGGAAACCUUGACCUGAAGAGCCCAGGGUCAUUUUUUAAACAAAAGAGUUAUUUUAUUGUGUUUUAAUUUGUUACUUGGAACUUCAGGAUGGGGGACUGUGACCCCAGUCCUUCAGGGUCCCAGCCUAGGUUGAGGCCCUAGAGAAGGGCCAAAGCCUGAGGGCUAGGGAGCGACCUGCUACAGCUGCUGUGCCUUUGGCCAGAGUGGCCUGAAUGAACUGUGGCUCUGUGGUCCUGGGGCAUGGCCUUAGACUUCUAGGCCACUGGGAGUUGUGGCUGGGCUUCCCUCCUUCUGUGGAAACAGUUCCCUGUAGGGUGGGCAGAUGGGCCCGGCCUUGGCAAAGGCAUCCGGUCACUGGUUGUCAUGGUGACCAGGGACACGGUUGCUGUCUCUGAAUGCUGAGUGAGUGAGCAAGGGAGGGAGAAGGGGCAAUUGAGGGUCUGUGCGCCUUCUUGGGGAGGCUGCUCUCCCUCACGCUGCUUGCCCCGCUCAGACUCACCCCUCUUUGGUCUCACUGAGGACACAGGGUCAGUCUGCCAGCCUCCCGGGGUGGUCCAGCCCUGUCUUGCUGCAACCCCAUCCCACAGGGCCCUUGGAAUUCUCCUUCCAUAGAGUCCCUGGGCCCAGCCACCCUGUUACUAUGCCCUCUACCCAAAGAGUGGCCUCUCAUCUCAACUGAGGGUAGGAAGUAUUUUUAACCCUUUUUUAUUUUGGAGAACGUCACUGUGACAAAAGCCAGUGCAGUUUCCCUGCCCUAACCUGCUCAUCGGAUCCCAGAAAGGAAAGCCUCUCUCCUUAAUGGCUCAUCCUGUACUCUUGGUUGGCCCUAGGUGAUGGCAGGGGUUGUCUCCUAGUGUACAUCUGUGAGAGUGGAUGGCUGGAGGCAGAGCCAAGAGGCUCCCGUUAAUCAGGAGUCUCUUUAUCCAGGUCAGACCCGAGGCAGCAGAAGGCUGCUCUGUGAUGCUUAGAAGGUCUAGUCCUGGCUUUGGCCUGAGUCAGAGUGGAGAAGGCCCCUUCUUUCUGGUCCAGGCUCACCUAGUCCCAUGCUGCCCACAUAGCCUCAGGGUGCUGAAUGCCUGAUGUGGGCCCGGCAAGUGCCUGACACCCAGCUUGGUUCCUGGCUCCCAGUCCUUCUCUCACUGGCUGGGAAACCCUAGACCACCUUAGAUAGGGCAACACUAACACUGCUGGGUUUUACAUCCAAAUAUUAAUAAACGACAUUUUGGCAUUUUC